AUGGUGGGGUCGACUGGUGUCAGAGGUGGUGGUAGUGGUGGUGGCGGUGGCGGUUACUGUGCUGGGAUGGUGGCGGAGGAGAAAGGAACAGGUGGCACUGUCAAAAUCGAUCAUAAUCUCAAAUCAAUUGUUCCUCAAUCGAUACAAUACGCCGUUAUAACAGUUUCUUUUGUUUUAGGUUUCCUAAGGUCUUAUUCGCCCUCAUCAUUUUAUCCUGGUCAUUCAUGGUUACAGUUGUUGCACAGAAAGUACAAUGGGAAUUUCUUGGUUAAUAUGCUGGGAAAAUGGAAGGAAUUUGAAUACUUUGAGCAAUCUAUUCCAGUUGGUGGUCUUGCUUAUUAUGUUACUGCACCUUCUCAAGGGAAUGACUGA
This is a messenger RNA of Lactuca saligna, 372 nucleotides long. The record is from the annotation of a GenBank genome assembly. NCBI's taxonomy places the organism in Eukaryota, Viridiplantae, Streptophyta, Magnoliopsida, Asterales, Asteraceae.